This is a messenger RNA of Trichobilharzia szidati, 1173 nucleotides long. Lineage: Eukaryota; Metazoa; Platyhelminthes; Trematoda; Strigeidida; Schistosomatidae. The record is from the annotation of a GenBank genome assembly.
UUCUUGGGAGCUCUUGAGGGAACCAAUGAAAGAAUGACAGCACUUUCUUUAAACACAGAGACUCUAGGCUUGGCAGUGUUUGGGACAGCUGAUGGAAAGAUUCAGUACUGGGAUAUUGCAAAAAGGAAUAGAAUAUUUGAGGUCGCGGUCCAUGACAGUGAAGUCCGAGGAAUCUGUCAUUUUAACAAAUCUCGACUGAUGUAUACUUGCAGCUUAGAUGGUCAACUGAAACAAUGGCGUAUGAAUCAUGAUGAUAUUGCCACAGCAUGGAAAGAACCACUGAGUAGUGUUUUAAUGAAAUGGCCACCACAUUGUAUGGAUCAUCAUCCUUCAUCGAAUGAAUUUUUAAUCGGUGGUGCAGAAUCCUGUCUGUUAUAUUCAUCUAUUAAACUUGAUGUACCAUUACGUGAAUGGAGUUGGGGACAAGAACCAGUGCAUGCAGCAAAAUUCAAUCCAGUUGAACAUAAUAUUGCUUGUGCAUUAACUAAGGAUAAUUCAUUAAUGAUGAUUGACUGCAGACAAGAUCAACCUAUCCGAAAGGUUAAAAUGGAACUUAAAUUGAACUCAUUUUCCUGGAACCCGAUGGAGCCGUUCAUUUUCACUGCUGCUUCAGAGGACUACAAUGUUUAUACAUUUGAUAACCGUUACUUCAAAUUCCCGCGCAGAGUAUACCGGGGGCAUGUUAAUGCUGUACUUGGUGUGGAUUAUUCACCCACAGGAAGAGAAUUUGUAACUGGAAGUUAUGACUCAUCGAUCCGACUGUGGCAGUGUGAUUCUACAGAAUCUUUCGAUGUUUAUCAUACGAGGCGUAUGAAACGAGUACUUGAUGUGAGAUUCACAUUGGAUGCUAAGUUUGUUCUCUCGUCGUCAACGGACCAGAAUGUACGUCUGUGGAAGGCUCACGCCAAUGAAAUAAUUGGACCGAUACAGCCAAGACAAAAAGCAUCCUUGCAGACUUACGAAUCUCUGCGUGAAAAAUUCAAAGAUCACCCAGAAGUACGAAAAAUCCUGAAACAUCGUCACCUGCCUAAAUCAAUACACGCAGCAAACAAAGAACAUACCAUAAUCAGAGCAAAAGAAAGAAGAAAGGAACGAAAUACCCGUAUUUACAAUAAAAAUGACAUGCCAUUUGUUUCUGAAAGAGAAAAGCGUGUUGUUGCACAAUAUAAGUGA